AUGUCGAGUUCUCGACCAUUCAAGAGGCAGCGUAUUUGUCGCGCUUGCGACCAAUGUCGCCGGCGCAAGUCCAAAUGCGAUGGGACACAACCGGUCUGUGAGAUCUGCCGCUCGGCGGGUCGAACAUGCACAUACGAGGCUGGUGGUGGCCGACGAGGAUUGCCGUCUGGUUACGUCAGAGGGCUUGAAACCGCUCUUGGUCUGAUAUUCAAAAACAUUCCCAACAGCGAGAAUAUCUUGCGCGGUCUACUAGCCGAGUGCGGUGCUGCCAAAGCCAGGAAUCGGGCCGUCGCAGCAUGGCGCAAGUCCCAGGUGAACCGUGGUAUAUCACAGAUGCUCGUUCCAGGUUCGAAGGAGACGUCGAUGGAAGACUCUAUUGAUGAUGAGGCUGAGGGGGAAGAACUGGAGAAUCGUGAUGUUAUACCCACUAUAGAGAGCAUUGAGCCCUUCAUCCCGCCGAAAGAGAUAUCCCCACAGGCCCCACCGAUUAUAUCUCUUGAACCAAAGGAAGUGGUUGACUUGCCGAUUCCAGACAACACGGCUGGCCUACUGGAGCUGUACUUCACUCAUACCCACUGCUGGUUUCCCAUCUUGGAGCGCCGAGACCUCCUUCGGGCGAUGCAUACGUAUCCCCACCGAUCCACGCCUCGGGAUGCGACAUGCCAUCUCAUGUUGUGGGCCGUCAUUGCCUACUCGUCCGUUACAAAUCCCCACCACAAUCACGGCCAACCCAACUCUACUCAAAUCCUUCAUUCCAUUCAACGCCGGAUCCUGUCGCACUCGGACAAACUGGAGUUAGGCCACAUCCAGGCGCUCCUAAUUCUUGUUCUACUGCAUCUUCAGGUCGGGGAUAUCAAUCGCGCCUGGGUCCUUGUUGGUCAGGCCACAAGGUUAGUGACCGUGCUGCCGAUGUUGUCGAAGUCCCGAUUCCUCCAUACCGUUCAUGCAUGUAUCCUACUCGACAGUAUAGCCUCAGCCCUUCUGAACAGAUCGCCCUGUUUAUCCCUCGAAGAGCAGCUGGUGUAUGGACCCGUGGAGGAAGACGAUGUAGACGAGUGGGAUCAUUGGACUGCACGGAAUGGGCUCACAUCAAAAGGACCAUUACGGGCCUUGAGCACGUUUAACGCUGUGAGACAGCUUAUGCAGCUCCUCACCCGGGUAUCGUACUGUCCAGUUGACCUGGCUCAAUUGCACAGCCUCCUGCUCGAGAUACAGGAGCAACAGGCAAUUCUUCUAGCGCACUACUCAGAUCCCAGAUCCGACUCUGCUACACCUCCUCUUCUUACCUUGCAUCUGACAGCCGGCUUCGUGAUUCUCUCACUUAUCCGCCGCUGUAGGCCACCUAGUGCCAAUAUGAUCGAUCUGACCAUCAAAACCUCGCACCGUAUGUUUGAUCUGUUCGAUAGUUAUGUCAAAUUGACUGGACAUGUCACAUCACCUCUUCUCCGUUGCUUCCUUCUACAGUGCCGGCGGUGCUUAGAGAGUUAUCUUUCAGCUGCGGAUGGCACUGAGAUUGACGUCUUGAAAAGUCGACUUUCAACAUAUUCGCAAGAGUUUCAGUUGGAUGAGAAUUCUAGUCACAAAAAUCGCUCGGCAGCUAUCCAAACUACGCGUGAAUGGCGGAGCCCCUUACAGCAAAUGACCGAUUUCAGAGCCGGCCAGUCCUUCCAAAUUGGGAAUCUAAACCCCCUACAGAGUCACUACACAAGACCUGUAUCGGCCUGUCCAGCUCUUUUCCCCGCAGAACAUCCGACACCAUCACCCGCUCUACCAGGCGAGGCUGAUGGUUUCGAUGCGUUGUUCGAGGAGAUGGUGACCUUGAUCCCUAGUACAAGCCGCAAUGCCCUCCAUCCUCCUCAUCAACGGGCCCAACCUCAACCUCCUCGGCACCCGAGAACCACACCUCUACGGCUUCACCACCUUCCCCAACUCGAAGACAGUGCAAAGGCCCUGGCUGCAUGCAAAGGUGCGCAACUGGAAUCUUUCCAAUCCAACCACGAGGGCCAAAUCAUCUACCGCAUCCAUGAAGUCCGUGGUCACACCGACGCCAUCAUCACCAAUUCCAGCGCGUUCGCACUGUACUAG
This is a messenger RNA of Aspergillus thermomutatus, 2085 nucleotides long. RefSeq lists its product as uncharacterized. Gene Ontology annotation, biological process: DNA-templated transcription; positive regulation of transcription by RNA polymerase II. The record is from RefSeq and is a predicted model, not a curated record. The transcript is spliced from 2 exons. Gene Ontology annotation, molecular function: DNA-binding transcription factor activity, RNA polymerase II-specific; zinc ion binding; DNA binding. Lineage: Eukaryota; Fungi; Ascomycota; Eurotiomycetes; Eurotiales; Aspergillaceae. The coding region runs from base 1 to 2085 and encodes 694 amino acids.